UAUUUCGACUUUCCAAUUUUAAUUUGGUUGCGAGUCUGCUUCGAUGGGUUUAAUUCUCAGUAUUUUGGCGGAACGCAACACUCAUUAUGAUAAGAAAAAGCUAGAAUGGGUCAACUAUUGUAACAUGAAUCAGAUGGUAUAUUUUGAUAUUGGCUUUGAGACUGGAGUUCCCAUUGGAAGAGUGAUUAUUCAAAUGAAUGAAGCCCUGAAAAAGAACUUGACCGAAUUGUUCGUGAAAACUGCGAGAGGCGAAUUUGUUCAUCCAUCUUGUGGAAAGAAAAUCGAGUACACUGGAACCAUUCUUCAUCAAAUAUCAACUUCCAAGAAUAUGAUCAUGGGUGGGGAUGUACUUAAUGGAAAUGGAUGUGGAAGAUGCGCACCUGUCUCCCGUAAACUGUUCCAGGAAAACAACUUUUCAUCGACUGUUCAGAACACGCGCGGAAAAGUGAUUCUUCUACCGUCGGAUACCAACCCAACAGUUUUUUCGUCCCUUUUCUAUGUGCUUCUCGACAAAUCUGGUCCUUCCGUUGUCGAUGGAUGUCCAAUUGGAGAUGUCAUCGAAGGAAUUGAGAUUUUGGAAACAAUUGUUAAGGAAUAUGGAUCUGAAAAUGGCCGACCAGGAAAGAAACUGAUUGUUCACAAUUGUGGACACCUGUGAUUUUGAAUAAAUAUUUAAAAAUUAAUU
Molecule: messenger RNA, 685 nt
Organism: Caenorhabditis elegans
Lineage: Eukaryota; Metazoa; Nematoda; Chromadorea; Rhabditida; Rhabditidae
Gene: ZC250.5
Product: PPIase cyclophilin-type domain-containing protein
Exons: 5
Coding region: 44-658 (204 amino acids)
Molecular function (GO): isomerase activity; peptidyl-prolyl cis-trans isomerase activity
Source: RefSeq, marked reviewed